Mercenaria mercenaria is the source of this 3671-nucleotide messenger RNA. RefSeq lists its product as uncharacterized. The coding region runs from base 1 to 2490 and encodes 829 amino acids. The record is from RefSeq and is a predicted model, not a curated record. NCBI's taxonomy places the organism in Eukaryota, Metazoa, Mollusca, Bivalvia, Venerida, Veneridae. The transcript is spliced from 3 exons.
AUGCCAUUGACCGGAGCUGAACGCAAUCGUUUGUACAGACAGAAACUUAGAGAGGACCCUGAACGUUAUGCCGAAUAUUUACGAAAAGAGAGACAGAGAUAUGCAAAGCGUAAAGAGAGUGGUGAAAUAAAAACGAUCGACGAGCUUUCUGCAAGAGGUCAGCGAGUGCAAAGAAAAAGAUGGCGACACCGGAAAAGGAGAGAAAGGUCACGAAAACAAAAUCCCGUACAAGAGUCGACAUCAGAACUAACACCUCCUCCAACACCGUCCCCAUUCCCUAUAGUUAUGAGAGAUUCUGAAAACCGCAGAAAUGUAGGCCGAAAGAAAGUUAAAAGGGAACGGGCUAAAGCCUAUAGGAAGAUCUCACAGCUUGAAAAUGAACUUAGAAUGCAGAAACGUGUGAAUGAAAGACUACGAAAGAGGCUGUAUCGUGCUAAGAAAAACAGUAGUGAAGCCACGCCCAUCAAGAAAACUAAGAGCAUGCUUUCUGGACAGAGAGUUGAUAGAAAUACGAAGAGGUUCCUGUUGUUCCAUAAUGUGCUAGUUGAUAGUUUAAAAAAACGUUAUAAACAGAUGAAAAAUGAAAAGCAAAAACAACUUUUUGCUAAAGUUGUUAUAAGUAACACGCUGAAAAAGUACCGCCUACAAAAUAUGGCAAAAGAGGCUUUGGAAAUGAGUAACAGGCGUUUAUGCUACAAAGACAAAGAGUUCAUAUACACACAAAGGAUACAAAAGAACAAACUGAUUAAGGUUAUGUCUGACAGGGUGUCUAACUUCCUCACCAGAGAUGAUAACAGCAGAAUAAAAGCAGGGAAAAAGGCCACCUGUACAAAAAAGAAAGAGAAACGCCAAAUCAGAUUACUAACAGACACGUUGAAAAAUCUGUAUCUUAAGUUUGUGUCAGAAAAUGUUGAUCGACCAAUGUCUUAUUCCAUGUUUUGCAGGUUACGUCCGUUUUACGUUCGAUUUCCUAGAGCUUCGGACCGAGAAACUUGCCUAUGCAAGCGUCAUGAAAAUCUGAAAUUUAAAGCUGAUAAACUGAAAGACCUGAAUGUGUUGAACAACCGUGAUUUGAUGGAAAUUGCCAAAGAUAUUGUUUGUAGCACAAGUAAUAAAGAAUGCAUGUACCGGACAUGUAAACAUUGCAAAGGUGCUAAAAUAAGAUUUCAGACAGAUCAUAUUGAUACUGGAGACUUUGUUAACUAUUGUGAGUGGAAGACACAACGUAUACAUGCAAAUUCAGAUGAGAGUGGUGACAAAGUUAAGACUGUAACAGUUAAAGCCAAAGAGAAGGCAACAAUUGAAAAUUUAAUGGAAGAAUUGGAGUCGGAAAUGAACAAGUGCUGUGCUCACUUCUUUAAUAUACAACACCAAUAUAGAUCUGUUACAGAGCUGAAGAAGAGGCUGACAGAAAAGGAUGUACUGAUACAUAUAGAUUUUUCCGAAAACUACACAUGUAAAUACGAGUCAGAAGUCCAAUCAUGUCACUUUGGAGCCUCUCAGCGCCAAAUUUCCCUCCAUACCGGUGUCAUAUACACAAAAGAUGAAACGGUACCCUUCUGCUCAAUGAGCGAUUGUCUAAAGCAUAACCCUGCAGGUAUAUGGGGACAUCUUAAACCAGUUUUGGAACAUGUGAAGGAGAAUAUUCCAACUGUAAAGCAUCUGUACUUCUUGAGCGACGGGCCAUCCACCCAGUACAAAAAUAAAGAAAACUUUUUCCUCUUGUCUACUUACCCAUUUGAAAUGCAUUUUUCAGCUGUUAACUGGAGCUACACGGAGGCAGGCCACGGGAAAGGGGCGCCAGAUGGCGUCGGUGCGACGGUGAAACGGGAGGCAGACAGACUGGUUUCUCACGGUCAUGAUAUUAUUGAUGCAGACACAUUGUAUCAGAAACUUACUGAUGGCAUGAUUGGCCUUAAGUUAUUUCUUGUGAAGGAAAGAGAUAUUAGCCUUGUGGAAGACAGUAUCAAGGCACAUAAACUGAGAACCAUUCCAGGAACGAUGAAAAUACACCAGAUCUUCUCAGCAAGCCCCCAGACUGUAUCGUUUCGUGACGUCAGCUGUUUCUGCAAAGUGCCACAUCCCUGCCAAUGUUUCUCGCCACAAACAUCAACCAUCUCUUCUGCAGGAGAAAACCUUCGCUCGGAGCAGGCGCAGUGCCAAGAUAUCUCGUCAUUUCCCGAUGAGGGGACAGUGGAAUUUAAAGGGAUACUUGAUAUUGACAGGAAGCACAUUGGUCAGUAUUGUGUGGUGUCAUAUGAUGGCCAGCCAUACCCUGGAAUCAUUCAAGAUGUUGACUCAACGGACAUUGAAGUAAAUGUGAUGCAUUCCGUCGGCGAGAAUCGCUUUUUCUGGCCACGCAGUGAUGACGUUCUGUGGUACGACUGUGAAAAUUUCAUAACCUUGAUAUCACCACCGAGAAAGGUGACUCGGCACUUUGAAAUUCAGAAAGAUAUGUGGAAGAAAAUUAAAGGCUAUCUGAACUUAUGAGAUAGAUAUACUUGUCACCUGACAAGACACUGUAAUGCAUUUUCAGGGUUUUCGCACUAUAUGAAGUUUUGUGUCAGGAUGUACAGUGUAAGCUUUAAAUGCGAUCAAAGUGUGGAUAUAGUGUUAACGCCUGGCUUUGGUUUUAUCUUAUGAUUGUUGAUAGUUAACUUUUAUUGUGUUUCAAUGUGAAUUCCUUUUUCUCAGUAUUGCUGUUGGAAUAAGCAAAAUAUCAGAGUAGCCUUACAUAGCAAUGGUGUACAGUCAUUGAAAGGGCUGUUGAAAUGUUUUAUCUGUUCAAAGUCAGUGACAGUUUAUCAAUAACAGUUAUGUUUUUGUGUUUUGUCGUUGUUGUUUUUUUUUGUCAGUACGUGAUGUUGGUCUUGGUCAGUCAGCAUUUCAGAGAAUUUUAGAGAGUUGUCACACUGGAAUUUUUAUACACUACUAAGUUUAUGUGCAACAAAUCGUGUGAACACGUAAAUAUAUGAAUUGAGAAAUGACCAAGAUAUCAUGUUACCAAGUAAAAGAACAUUUCAAAGAUGUGUUUAAUUAUCGGAAACGGAAUAGUUUAUGAAUAAAUGGUUCGAAUAUAACUUUCUUAACUUUUGGUCACUUCCGUAACGACCGUGUCACAACCAACACACUUUGUCACUACCGUGACAUUGACAAUUUUGUCCUUUAUAUAGCUAAAUAAAGUGGUUAGGAUUGGCCCAUUUAUUUCAUCUUCGUGAUUAUGAUUAUAUUUCUCAGAACUGAUCAGAGAAAAGCAUUUUAAAAUGAAACCUAACCGUCUAGAAUUAACGACUGUGACAUAAUAUGGGCUAUCUUUUGUUCCUUAAGAUUUACAACUUCACUAUGCAAAUAUAUUAUGUCAAUCUAAAACAUAAAGAUAUUUAUUUCGUUGUUCAUAAUUAUAUACCAGAUAUUACGCAAAAUAAAAACAUAUUUAUGUGAUUUUUAACACGGAAACGCUUAAUUUUAGCUAUGUCACGGAAGUGACAUAGUUAGAUAGACUAGUAUCAAAACUAGAUUAAAACAGAGAGACACAGCUUAUUGUUAUUAUUCCAAACGUCAAAUUAAGGAACAGUGAUAUUUUAUCUUUACAUAAAGCACAAACUUUAUUACAAAAAAUGUAUUUUUUAUUUUGGUAUAAGGAUUCCCCAAAAUUCUCGUUUUAUGUAGAA